This is a messenger RNA of Phytophthora nicotianae INRA-310, 1926 nucleotides long. RefSeq lists its product as hypothetical. The transcript has 2 exons. The record is from RefSeq and is a predicted model, not a curated record. Gene Ontology annotation, cellular component: cytoplasm; cytosol. Lineage: Eukaryota; Oomycota; Peronosporomycetes; Peronosporales; Peronosporaceae. The coding region runs from base 28 to 1326 and encodes 432 amino acids. Gene Ontology annotation, molecular function: UFM1 activating enzyme activity. Gene Ontology annotation, biological process: protein ufmylation.
ACUUCUUAAGUAUCCUUAAGAAGUAAGAUGUCUGAAGCUUUUCUAUUAGCUACAUAUUUGACCAAUUCUUGCUGUAUGCAUACCGACGAUUUGUUGUCUAACGACAAGACCAUGUCAACCGAAGCGGAGCUGCGGGCGCUGGAUCGACAGAUCGCUGAUCUGAUGCAGCAGAAGGCGGCGGUGCAGGCCAAGCUGGAGCGUGAGGCUGGCGGCGCACGUGCCAAGCAGAUGAGCGCUGAGGUGGUGGACAGCAACCCUUACAGUCGCCUCAUGGCUCUGAAGCGCAUGGGAAUUGUCAAUAACUACGAGAAGAUCCGCGACUUCUCCGUCCUCAUCGUGGGUCUUGGUGGUAUCGGCUCUGUCGCUGCUGAGAUGCUCACUCGCUGCGGCAUCGGCAAGCUCAUUAUGUACGACUACGACACUGUGGAGAUCGCCAAUAUGAACCGCUUGUUCUUCCGCCCCGAACAGGCCGGAAUGACCAAGACGGCGGCUGCCAAGCAGACGCUGCACAGUAUUAAUCCGGACGUGAUCUUCGAGGAAUACACCAUGGAUAUAACUACGACCGCCAACUUCGAGCAGCUUCUAGACCGUAUCCAGCACGGCGGAGUGGACGGCAAGAGCAAAAUCGAUCUGGUUCUCAGUUGUGUGGACAAUUAUGCGGCGCGUACGGCUCUAAACCAGGCAUGUAACGAGCUGAACCAGGAGUGGAUGGAGUCGGGCGUGUCGGAGGACGCUGUAUCAGGUCACAUCCAGUUUUUGUUGCCUGGACGCACAGCCUGCUUUGAGUGUCUCCCGCCACUUAUCGUGGCCAGUGGCAUUGACGAGUCCACGCUCAAGCGCGAGGGCGUGUGUGCGGCUUCUCUACCGACCACUAUGGGUCUGGUGGCUGCUAUGCUAGUGCAGAAUGUACUGAAGUACUUGUUGGGCUUCGGUCAGGUGUCGUACUACUUAGGCUACAGCGCCAUGAAGGAUUUCUUCCCGUCGGACGUCAUGCGUCCGAACCCGGAGUGUUCUAACGCUCAAUGUCGGAAGCAACAGGCCGUGACUGAACACAAGAAUUGGACGCCCAUGGUCUGGAAGGCUCUGGGCCAUGACGGCCAGGAGAAUCUGGUUGUGGAGCAUGAAGACAAUGAGUGGGGCAUCGAGCUUGGCGGAGACGAUGCAGCUGAAGCUCCUGCUGCUGAGACGGCGAAGCUGGCGUCGGGGAUCUCGUUUGCGUACGAUCAGGCUACAUCAACUCCGGUUGCUGCUGAGGACCAGUCAGCUUCUGUAGCGGACGUGAAUGUGAGUCUGGAGGACCUCAUGGGACAGCUGAAGUCGCUUUAGACGGAUUCAGCAACCCUGUAGCCUUUGAAAGCGUCGUAGAGAAUAAUGGAGAGUUGUGCGCUGUGGAGUGUGCUUUGGAUUGGGUAUUUUAUACUAGUUUAUUGAGCGUCUAAUACAUCCCUAAAGGCAUGAAGCAGUGCAAUGCUCGACGUCUCGAUAUCAUCGUUCCAAAACCCGUCCUGCAGUCUCCGAUCGAGAGCAUGUGCUACUUUGACGACGUUAGCGAGAGUUUUUGUAGACUCUGGGGACGUCUCCAGUACAACUCGCAUGGCAUCCAAGGCUGAAAUGGCCACAGCCACAUCUGUACCAGUCUCCAACUCUCGUAAGAAAUCUGUGAACGUAAGUCCAAGCUCCGCGAUCUCUUGUGCAAGUAUCCCGUUGUUUGGAUUCUGGCUCUGGUGCUCACUUGACAUGUACAGCUCUCGGAUCUUUACUGGUAAAAAACUGUAGUUGAUACUCUUACAGGUACUCACAGGAUUGUCAGUCUCAAUAAGGUUUUCAACCGAGGACAUCGAAAAGGCAUAGAAGAAUCCAAGUUAGACUUGAUAUAAGUACAAAGAUUGAGUAGUAGUAAUUGUCACUUACAUGUUUUGAGAGACC